AGGCCCAAAAACCUGUGGAAUUAAUAAGAAGACUGAAUUUUCAUUUUAAAAAGAGAAUUUUUGUCAUUAGAAAUUACGCGUUUAGUCCCUUUAAACGGAGAAGCAACCCAAAUUAUUUGAACUGUCCCAUUAAUGUUAAGAACUGGUAAGGGAGAAUAGUUUACUAUUCAGAAUAUAUAAAGUUUGUGAAGUGCACAGCACCAUGUGAUUGAGACAUUAAACAUUUAGUUCUAGUUCUACUAGCAUUCAGUUAUGAUUAGAUUAGUAUUUAUAAUCAUUAUAAUAGAUGGGGUCACAUCUCAAUAUGGACAGAUCCCUUCGGACACUAACUCUAUUCGACUUCUUCAGCAGAGUGUAUCCCAACUUCAUGGGGUCUCAGACAGAUUAAUUGAUGUUGAAACCAAUGUAAAGAUGAUCUUAAUGAAGCUAAAUAUCCUCGACUCGUCUAUUAAUAAUAAGGAUUCAGAGAGCUCUUUGGAAAGUUCAGAGUUGAAAAGGCAAUUAGACAUUAUGUUUUCCAAGAUGGAGUCCCUAGAUUAUGAUAUAAGUGGGUUUGGACUUCAAUUGGAGACAUUGAAAAAAGAUUUGGAUUUCAUGAAGAAAGGAUAUUCAGGAGUUUAUGAUUUAGUAUCUAAUUCUGUGGACUCAAGACAAUGUGGUAGAGGAGGAGGGGGAGGUUCCAAGGAUUCAAGACAAUUAUCUUCUACGCUUCAACAACUUCAAGCAAUGCUUCAGAACUUUAGUUCAACAAUUGAAGCAUUACAGACCAGUGUAGUCUCCUUGAAUAAUAAAGUUGACAACUCUAACCAGAGAGUAAGAACUGGUCAAAGAAGUCAAGAUGAGUAUGAUAACUCAGCCAACAAAGAUGAUUUGAGAUAUGUAACCUACAUGUUGGAGAGCUUAACAACACAAUACAGAGGAUCUUUGAAGGACAGCAGAGAAUAUCAUCUCCCAAGAGAUUGCACAGAUAUAGGGAUAUCUGGAAUACACAAGAUUCAACCUGACAGGACCUCUAGCCCAAUCUUUGUAUAUUGUUAUGCUGAUUUGGAUGGCGGCUGGACGGUUAUUCAGCAAAGGAAUGGAGGCUAUAUUGAUUUCCAUAGAAAAGAUAUUGAUGACUACAGAAUGGGAUUUGGAAAUGUUGCAAGUGAAUACUGGAUUGGGCUUGAUAGAUUACAUUUCUUGACAGCAGAGUCUGAGGAUAUAUUUGAACUAAGGAUUGAGAUCACAGAUUUUAAAAAUAAGACUGCUGUAGCUAGUUACAGUCUUUUUGCCAUUUCUGGUAGAUCCCAGGGGUAUCAAAUAACUCUUCUAGGUGGAUAUUCUGGAACAGCAGGAGACUCAUUGACUGCUAGUCAGGGUGAGAAUUUCAACAUAGGAUUCCCACAAUCAGCAGUUGAUCAGCAGUGCAAUGAGGAUGAAAUGCAAGAGAUUGGAGGCUGGUGGUUUCCAACAUCACGCUGUCCUAAUACAGGCUCUAAUCUUAACGGAAGAUACCUAGCAGAGCAAGAAUCUUCAAAAAGUGAAGCAUCAGGAAUAUUCUGGACUGGUUUCCAUGGAGCUGAAUACUCCCUUGAUAGAACUAGAAUGAUGAUUAGACCUAAGAAACUACGCUGAAAUUUUAUCAUUAUCCCAUCCAUAGGCUGAAAUUACAAGACUUUAAACUGCGUUGCUAUACUGCCAAAAACUGGUUCCAAUUGAGCGCCAGCUCAAAUCUCGAAACACUGAAAACUAUUUCAAACCAAACAGUUUGAACCAAACAUGUUUGAGGCGCAUCUCCAAUUUGGCCUUAUAUUGAUUAUACAAUGUUUUAGGUUUCUUGUUUUAUUUCAAUUUCAGAAAAUAAAAAAAUACAAACC
Molecule: messenger RNA, 1859 nt
Organism: Eurytemora carolleeae
Lineage: Eukaryota; Metazoa; Arthropoda; Copepoda; Calanoida; Temoridae
Product: fibroleukin
Exons: 18
Coding region: 253-1617 (454 amino acids)
Source: RefSeq, a predicted model, not a curated record